CUCGACACACGCCAUGGCGGAUAACCCAAACCCGACGGUGUACAUGCCGACAACGGCCCACCGGGAGGUCAAGGUCGACUAUGACGAUGACGACAUGGCUCGGGAGGCUAUCGAUGCGCAAGAGGUGUUUGAGCUCAUCCGGCACAUCAAUGAUCCAGAGCAUCCGCUGACGCUCGAGCAGUUGAAUGUGGUCCAGCCGGGCCUGAUCUCGGUCGACGAUGAGCGAAACACGGUAGAAGUUAAGUUCACACCGACCAUUCCACACUGCUCCAUGGCGACGCUCAUCGGGCUGACGAUCAGGGUCCGGCUGUUGCGGUCGCUGCCGCGUAGGCUCAAGGUCGCGGUCGCUGUCACGCCGGGUACCCACGCUCAGGAUGCCGCCAUCACAAAGCAGCUCAAUGACAAGGAGCGCGUGCAGGCGGCACUGGAGAACAAGGCCCUGCUCCGGGUCGUCAACAAGGGCCUCGACGGCAUCGACGACAUCCGCGACUGAUACGGGUACACCAUAAAGCUUCCUCC
Messenger RNA from Thecamonas trahens ATCC 50062, 519 nucleotides. Its product is annotated as UPF0195 protein FAM96B. The record is from RefSeq and is a predicted model, not a curated record. The coding region runs from base 14 to 493 and encodes 159 amino acids. Gene Ontology annotation, biological process: iron-sulfur cluster assembly. The transcript has 2 exons. Lineage: Eukaryota; Apusomonadida; Apusomonadidae.